AUGACCAUGUGCUUGGUGGGUACAGUCUACGGAUGGACAGAGACUUCAUUUCUCCUUUUCACAUCUGGCAUCGGGAACACGCCGCUAACGUUAACACCCGACGAAUAUUCAUGGGUCGUUUCUUUGACAGUACUUGGUUCAAUGAUCGGUUCACUUCUGGCUGUCCAGUUGGCCGAUCGCAUCGGUCGUAAAUACUGCCUCAUUGCAUGCAGCAUAGUGUUCAUCAUAGGCUGGCUCGACACGCACUCCUCAACUUCUGUGCAAAUGCUAUACCUUGCCCGGGGGAUUCUCGGUAUAGGCGUUGGUAUUGCCCGCACGAUAAAUCCCAUGUUCGUGUCAGAAGUCGCCGACGUCAAACUCAGAGGAGGCCUGAGUACUCUAAUCGCAGCGAACGUAUAUCCCGGGUCACUACUAACAUACGCUCUAGGACCCUCGCUGACGUACACGUCACACCUGCUGCUUCUUGCAGGAAUAUCCGCUAUAUCCACCUUGCUGCUCAUAUGCUUACGCGAAACUCCGUAUUUCUUGGUGGCAAAAGGUAAAAAGGAGCAAGCAUGCAAGUCGAUAGCAUAUUACAAAGGCAUCGAAGAUCCGGACCAAGUGAAAGUCGAACUACGCGCUCUACGCGCAGAAGCCAGAUACGGAUUACACCAACAAUUCACAAGCGAUUUACACUCACAAUCCAGAAGUGAUUUACCCGUAACGUACAGUAGCGCUUUGCCCUCAGCAUCAUGUAGCGACUUACCCCCACCGUACAGUAGCAUUUUGCCCGCAGCAUCGAGUAGCGAUUUACCCCCAUCGUACAGUAGUUGUUUACCACCACCAUCAGGAAGCGAUUUACCCCCAUCGUACAAAAGCAAUUCACCCUCACGAUCUAUAU
Molecule: messenger RNA, 880 nt
Organism: Bombus impatiens (common eastern bumble bee)
Lineage: Eukaryota; Metazoa; Arthropoda; Insecta; Hymenoptera; Apidae
Product: arabinose-proton symporter-like
Exons: 1
Biological process (GO): transmembrane transport
Cellular component (GO): membrane
Molecular function (GO): transmembrane transporter activity
Source: RefSeq, a predicted model, not a curated record